Lactuca virosa is the source of this 1510-nucleotide messenger RNA. The record is from the annotation of a GenBank genome assembly. NCBI's taxonomy places the organism in Eukaryota, Viridiplantae, Streptophyta, Magnoliopsida, Asterales, Asteraceae.
UUUUUUACCUGCUCCCAAAAAUCAAUAGCGAAACCAAAAUCCACACCCACACUCUCUUUAGUGAGAGAAAGGAGAGGCGAGGCGACGCUGGCUUCAUGCUCCAAUUCAUGUUUAAAUUUUGUUGCGGUUUUGCAAGUUGACAAGGUAGGGUUUUAAGAGCGAUUUAUUGAUCAGGGACUUUUGAGGUUGUUACUUGUUACACUUCAACAAUGGGGAAAUCUCCUGGAAAGUGGAUGAAGACUGUUCUUUUUGGGAAGAAGUCAUCAAAAUCUAAUCUCUCAAAAGAUGCUACUUUAGACAAAAAGACCUCCAUUACCCUCAACACACAAUCAAACGAUCUUGCUGCUGAUUCUACUAUCAUAUCAACUCCAGUGUGCCACGUCCGCAACAUAAAUGGAGAAGAAUCAGAGUUAGAGAAGAACUCCAGUUCCAGUGGCAACUUAAUAAAUGCUGCAAAUGAUGAUGAGUUAAUCAGACUAGAACAGGCUGCUACUAAGGCACAAGCAGCUUUCAGGGGAUACUUGGCUCGAAGGGCAUUUUGGGCACUUAAAGGCAUUAUAAGGCUCCAAGCAGUUAUUCGUGGGCACUUGGUGAGGAGACAAGCUGUUGCAACUUUACAUUGUAUGCGUGCAAUUGUUGAGUUUCAGGCAGUUGUUCGUGGUCAAAUAGUCAGACUUUCCGGAAGCUCUCCUCAAAUUCUUCAAAAAACUACUCCAGAAGAACAUUUGGAUUUGCAAAAGGAAGAGGUGGACUUGCUUCAAACAUCCCUCAAAUCAGAGAGGCUAUCUACAAAUGCAUUUGCUGUUAAGCUUGUUGCUUCAUUAAAGACCAAAAUGCCCCUGAACAUCCAAUACGAUCCAACCGAACCCAACUCAGUCACCAACUGGCUUUCCCGUUGGUCAACUUCCCACUUCUGGGACCCACUCCCACCACUCAAAAAAAGAAAACCAAUUAAAUCACAAUCAAAAAAACCAAAAACCCCCGAAAAUAAUUCAUUAAAUUCCUCGCAAAACAAAAUAAAUACAGAGUCAAAUGGGAAGGAAAAUGAGAAAACAAGGAGAAGAAAGUCUUUUCCAGUAAAACAACAACAUCAUGUACCGAGUUACAUGGCAGCAACCGAGUCAGCAAAGGCUAAGCUGAGAGCUCAGGCGGCGGCAAAGGUGGCGGAAGAUGGCGGUGAAAAUGGUUUUGUCAAUGUCCGGCGGCAUUCUCUUCCCUCCACCACCACCGCCGGAAAACUUGGUUUACAGUCGCCUCGUGGUCAGAAGCCUUUACAAGUUAAUGUUAAAGGAGGGGGAAAAAGUAAUAAACCCCAAAUUACCCCUGGUGGAGAUGCAGGGUGGAAGAGGUGAGUGGAGAAAUCUUGUUAUUUGUUGUAGUCGGUGUUUUAUUUUAUUUUAAUUUAAUUUUGGUCUUAUGAGUGUUGUUAGUGAAUGUUGUAAUGUACAGUAGUAAUGAAGGCAGACAAAAAAGUAAGUUUGUUUUAUAUUUUUAAUUAUUUAUAGUCGCU